AAAGAUUCCAGAAAACCCUCCAGACAGGCCUGAUUACAUGGUAGCACUGGAAAAACCACUGCUUGUGCUCCUGGGUCAUUCUGGGGAUGCUGAAGAAAGAAUUAGAAGUACCCUAAAUGCUUGGCUCAUCAAAGAGAAAAGCACAGAGGCUCUGGAGAAAUUAGAAGACAAGGCAGACUAUUUGGCUGCAACAAAUGUGUCUUGGUGUCACUCCAGUCAAGUGGAAGGGGAGACAACAGUCAUCAAGAGGAGGACACUGCCCUUCAAUUUACAAAAAGUCAUCUCUGAAUUCAGUAGCUGCUGUGAAGAGAUGGAUACCAAGCAUUAAAAAUGAAAUGGAAUACUGUCUACAGCAAUCCCAACUCCCUCACUAUCCAGAGAGAAAGAUUGCAGAAUUUCAAGAGCGCAUUGAGAAACUAAGAGCCGAAUAUCAGAAUUACCUGCGCAAGCUGAGGGCUUUAGAUCCUGUUAACAAGGAGCAUCCUUGGAAACCAAGGGGUUACUCCAGAAAGCGAACAUCUGAGCCACAGCACGGUGACAAAGAUGCUGGAUGUUUGAAAUUGCUGCACACUCCUGUUCUGCACCCAACCGAGGACCGGCAGGUGACUCUGCAAGACUCCCAGGAAGAGCAGCAAAGCAGUCGAGGGGACACGUCACCAAGAAGCAUAGAGCAUCAUGGGGCCACCGUGUACACCUGCUCUGACAUCAACCCUCACACUCAGGAUGAGCCUCUCUCAUUUAAUCCAAGUCUGUUUUCCAUUCGACUUCCCGGAGGAGCACCAUCUGGAUGUGGAUCAGGUGCUGAUGUCCUGAGCUCCAUUUUGAAGUCAGGACUUCCAAACCUGUCUAGACCCCUGGCUGCCUGUUUGGACAAAGAGAAGACGAGUUCCCCAGGAGCACAGGUAGAGUCUGCUGAAAGAAACACGGAACACCAGCUUGAAGGACAGGGUCGGGAUAUCCUGGGUGUGGAUUGUUACUUGUGUUCUGACGAUGAUGAGGACGACCGUGAUGAAACCUGAGAGAAGCUCCUCAGCUCCACUUUAAGGCCCAUUCAGUUGGUCGAGGAUGUGGUUGGGGCAGCAGUAGGUGGUGAGCGGCACUACAGGCGUCCUAGGACCACAAUGAAUGAUUUAAACAAACAGCCUUGGGUUUAUUCUGCGGAGGAGCUUUUUCAGCUUGUGCCCACGUGUUAGCUGUGUCCAGACUACUGAUGGCUGACAGAAGACGCAGUGGCAGCACAUUCAUUUGAUUUACCUCUGGAUGACAGCUGAAGUGUCAUUUUCAUCAUAGAAUGACCUCUUGUUUUCAAAUAAAAAAAGAGCUUGCGUCUAACCUCCAUCACAUUUUAUUUGAGAAAUGUUUUUCAGGCACCUGUGGACUGGCUGCCCAUUUAUUUCAUAAGGUACAGCAUGUGUCUUGAAGUGUGUAUACAAGUGGAGGCACAAGGUCUUCUGGGGACACGUAUUGAGACUUGGCCGUGGAUUUGCACCUGGGACACUGUCCUCGAUAAUCUGGGCUUUUGUGACCCCCGUGUUACGUGCCACCCGUCAGAUACUGUAACUGUUCUUGCACAAGUUGCCCUUCUGAUCAUCGCCACCGGUGUGUGCUGAAUUGUCACAACAGGUAAACCUCAGCAGCUGUGUGGGGCUUCCCUCUGGUGCUUUAAAUGUUGUUCCUGUAAUCUGGACAGACCCCUUUUAUAGCCCAGGCAAGAAGCUUCUUGGCCGUGAUAGAAAUGUCACUGCCUUGGACAUGCUAACUAUGGAGGGCAAAACGUAACUUCAGUGUAGGAAUUUAUAACCGUGACAGUUGUGAAGAUAGAUACUUUAACGAUGGUGAGCGUCAAGGCACUGUAGGAAUAUCGGGGCAUGUGAUGGGGGCACACUGUAGUUUAACGCAGAACAUGAAAGUAAUGAGGGGGGCAGAAUAUUCAAUGUGGAAACACCUAGAGACUGUCAGCGUGAUUUAAUGCUAGUGUGGGCCCAUUUAAUAAGGUGGGCUUUGCAGGCAGAGAUGGAUGGGGGAUCUUGAAAGUUCCAGUACUGAAAAUAUUGUGUUUAGAUAUCAGGUAACACUUUAGAUUAGGGACACACCAUAAUAAUAAAAACCUGAAAAAGACUUCUUUAGAUCGUAACACUUAACUGCUUUGGUGAGGCCUUGUUAUUGAUCUUUGUGCAGGGUGGCAUAUUAACAGCUUGUGAUGUGCUGGUGAAUACGAGAGCUUCAUGUGGUCCGGUUAGGCACUCGGUGUGACCUGAGCCUCAAGUUACAGUACUGUUGGGUUAUCAGACGUCUACUAUGGGACUAUGCACUAUAGAUAUACUG
Erpetoichthys calabaricus (reedfish) is the source of this 2325-nucleotide messenger RNA. RefSeq lists its product as uncharacterized. Gene Ontology annotation, biological process: generation of catalytic spliceosome for second transesterification step. NCBI's taxonomy places the organism in Eukaryota, Metazoa, Chordata, Cladistia, Polypteriformes, Polypteridae. The record is from RefSeq and is a predicted model, not a curated record. The transcript has 5 exons. Bases 195 to 1019 code for a protein of 274 amino acids.